Molecule: messenger RNA, 396 nt
Organism: Sclerotinia sclerotiorum 1980 UF-70
Lineage: Eukaryota; Fungi; Ascomycota; Leotiomycetes; Helotiales; Sclerotiniaceae
Exons: 4
Coding region: 1-396 (131 amino acids)
Source: RefSeq, a predicted model, not a curated record
AUGCGUUGGCAGAAACUAGCCAUCAAGCAAGCUACAAUUGAUAGAGCUCGCUGUUACCAAGUUACGAACUGCUACAAGUUGUCAGAACUCGCCGUUGACGGACUACGAAUUGAUAGAGCUGGCCAUUGGCAACCUAAGAAUUGUAGAAACUUGCUGCUGGCAAAGUACGAAUUGCCAGAGCUCGUUAUUAACAAGAAACUUGCUGUUGGCAAAGUACAAUUCGGUAGAAAUCCGCCAUUGACAAGUCCGCUUGAAGGUAGUGAUAACUUUCCAACAACAGCCGAAUUAAAGUUUGGAAGGAUUGACGAGGGUAUGCUGAGUAGCAAAUCAAUAUUGUACGGCAUAGAAAUAUCAAAACAGUCUGAGACUCUGAGGAUGUCUGUCGAUCGGCGUUAA